UGGCAUAUAUCCAGGAUGUCAUCAGCCUGGCAUACUUCUGGUCUGCUGGUAGUCCUUAUGGUCCUGGCUGUCAGUGUCUGGGCUGAAGAGAUAAAAGAGAAGCACUGUGAUGUGAUUGGAGAUGAGGGCAGCGAGUCUGAAACAGAAAAAGCCCUGUUGGAGAAACUGGAACCUCUGAGCCAAAUGAGGUUUAACACGACUGUGGAGCUAGGCACCACAGAAAACUACACCUAUCACUUCAGGGUAUGCAGGGAGGUUGAUAGCUCCUUGCAUGAUCUUGCUGGCCUAGUACAAAUUGAUAGAAAGACUGGAAAGACUACAGUCAUAGGAAGAAUCAAUGAAACCCAGGUCUUCAAUGGAAGUGAUUGGAUCAUGCUUAUUUAUAAAGGAGGUGACUCAUACGGCAGACACUGCAGUGGUGAGAAGAGAAGAGCAGUGAUAAUGAUUUCUUGCAAGCGGGGGUUUACAGCGAGUUCGUUCAACAUAAUUUCUGAAGAGCGAGAAAAGGAGCAGGAGUGUUUUUACCUCUUUGAGAUGGACAGCAGUGUGGCCUGCCCAGCUGAGGAUUCCCACCUGAGUGUUGGCUCCAUUCUGCUAAUAAUAUUUGUGUCACUGAUUGCAGUCUACAUCGUUGGUGGAUUCCUGUACCAGCGCCUAGUGGUAGGAGCUAAGGGCAUGGAGCAGUUUCCUCACUUUGCCUUUUGGCAAGAUCUGGGCAAUUUGGUGGCGGAUGGCUGUGACUUUGUCUGUCGAUCUAAGCCUCGAAAUGUGCCAGCUGCAUACCGUGGUGUGGGUGAUGACCAGCUGGGUGAGGAAUCAGAAGAACGGGAUGACCACUUGCUGCCAAUGUGAUGGGCUCACAACACUUUUUUUUUUUUUUCUUCUUCUC
Messenger RNA from Tinamus guttatus (white-throated tinamou), 889 nucleotides. It is a transcript of the gene M6PR, whose product is annotated as mannose-6-phosphate receptor, cation dependent. The record is from RefSeq and is a predicted model, not a curated record. Gene Ontology annotation, biological process: protein targeting to lysosome. Gene Ontology annotation, cellular component: trans-Golgi network; Golgi apparatus; endosome. Lineage: Eukaryota; Metazoa; Chordata; Aves; Tinamiformes; Tinamidae. Gene Ontology annotation, molecular function: protein domain specific binding.